This is a messenger RNA of Sesamum indicum (sesame), 1901 nucleotides long. RefSeq names its product Xanthine/uracil permease family protein (gene PDE135). Gene Ontology annotation, biological process: transmembrane transport. Lineage: Eukaryota; Viridiplantae; Streptophyta; Magnoliopsida; Lamiales; Pedaliaceae. Gene Ontology annotation, cellular component: membrane. The record is from RefSeq and is a predicted model, not a curated record. Gene Ontology annotation, molecular function: transmembrane transporter activity.
AUGGUGGAGACAGAAAAUCACAACCACCAGACGCCGCCGAGUCAGGCGGCUCCCCCGCCGGCCGUUGUGCCGCCUCUAGGUGCUGCCAGAGGGCCUCUUUUCCCUCCCGCGGAACAGCUGCUUCAGCUCCACUACUGCAUCCACUCCAACCCUUCUUGGGUACAAACAGCGGUGUUGGGUUUCCAACAUUACAUUGUUAUGCUUGGGACAACGGUUAUGAUUGCCUCCAUGCUUGUGCCUCGGAUGGGUGGUGGCCCUGGCGAUAAAGCUCGAGUGAUCCAAGCAUUGCUCUUUAUGUCGGGAGUGAAUACUCUUCUGCAGACAUGGUUUGGCACGCGACUUCCGACCGUGAUGGGCCCAUCAUUUGCUUAUGUUAUAUCGGUCUUGGCAAUCAUCAAUGAUUUAUCUGAUAGUGAUUUUCAAAGCGAGCAUGAGAGAUUCACUCACACCAUGAGAGCCAUUCAAGGGUCACUGAUAGUAUCUUCAUUUGUGAACAUUAUACUUGGAUACGGCAAUGUCUGGAGAAACCUUACAAGGUUCAUGAGUCCAGUAGUUCUAGUGCCAGCUGUCUGUGUAGUGGGUCUUGGCUUAUUUGCUAGAGGUUUCCCGCAGCUUGGUAAUUGUGUGGAAAUUGGCUUACCCAUGUUGAUACUGCUGGUUAUUUCGCAACAAUACUUGCAACACAUCCAUCCAGUUGCCCGGCCCAUGCUUGAGAGAUUUGCUUUGCUUGUUUGCAUUGGAUUUGUCUGGGCUUUUGCUGCAAUUCUUACUGUUGCUGGUGCUUACAACAACGUCCGGGAGCAGACCAAAUUAAGCUGCCGUACAGAUCGCUCUUUUCUCAUGUCAUCCGCUCCAUGGAUCAAGAUUCCAUAUCCUUUUCAAUGGGGUACUCCUAUAUUCAGAGCAAGUCAUGUAUUUGGAAUGAUGGGUGCUGCACUUGUUUCUUCUGCUGAGUCCACUGGAACAUUUUAUGCUGCUGCACGGCUUGCUGGUGCUACUUCACCUCCUGGGCAUGUGCUGACCAGGAGCAUUGGUCUGCAGGGUAUCGGUCAGCUGCUUGAAGGGAUAUUUGGUGCUGCCGUAGGCUCUACUGCUUCUGUGGAAAAUGUUGGCCUCCUGGGACUAACUCGUGUUGGGAGCAGAAGAGUGGUUCAGAUAUCCACUGCUUUCAUGAUCUUUUUCUCAAUAUUUGGAAAAUUCGGAGCCUUUUUUGCAUCAAUUCCUUUGCCGAUAUUUGCUGCCAUAUACUGCAUCUUAUAUGGUAUUGUUGCCGCUAUUGGGAUUUCAUUCGUACAGUUCACAAACAACAAUUCCAUGCGAAACAUCUACGUAUUGGGCGUCUCCCUCUUCUUAGGUAUAUCAAUACCCCAAUACUUCAUCAUGAACACAGAUGUGGCUGGGCAUGGACCUGUCAGAACAAAUGGAGGAUGGUUCAAUGACAUAUUGAAUACAAUAUUUUCUUCACCACCUACUGUGGCACUGAUAGUCGGGACGAUUCUGGACAACACGCUAGAAGCCAGGCACACUGUUGACGACAGAGGACUUCCAUGGUUGGUCCCAUUCCAACGUCGGAAGGGAGACAGCAGAAACGAGGAAUUUUACAGCUUCCCUCUGAGAAUAAAUGAGUAUAUCCCAACCAGGUUCCUCUGAUUAGUUGUAUGCUUGUACAUUCUCCAGAGUUUUAAGUUAGUGAGGUACUCAGGAUGUAUGAAUGCACUUCAGUUUCUUAUUUUCUUGUAUACUUUGAUUUCAUUAAAAUGAGCCUUGAAGAAAGAGCACUGCCUUGUGUUGGCUGAUGACAAAAUUUUUGUAAACAUUUUACAUGCAGAGCUGAAGUCAAGAAUGUGUGGGUGUAAUUGCUUGUGAUGAAAUGAGAUUUUUUUGUUUCCGAAUUGGGUAAA